AUGUUUGUUCAAUUAAUAUGUGUUUUGAAAUUUAGUAUUCAUUUAUUACCAAUGACAGACUUAAGUUCAAUUUUUGCGGCAACAGUUCGAAUAUUUUCACAAGCUCUUAUGAUUUUUGGUGGUAUUGUUCCAUAUAUACCUCAAUAUUUAAUAAUUCAACGUUCUCAAAAUGCUGAAGGUUUUUCUAAUUAUGUAUGUCUUACAUUACUUAUUGCUAAUAUUAUACGUAUUGAAUUUUGGUUUGGUAAACAUUUUGAAAUUCCAUUACUUGUACAAUCAAUUGUAAUGAUAAUAUGUAUGCUUAUUAUGCUUGAACUUUGUAUACGUGUUUAUUCAAAAUCUUUAUGUCAUCAUUUACCUGUUAAUCAACUUAAUAUGUCUCAUACAAAAGAAUUAACAUUAGAUAUACAUGAAAAAAAAUUUACUGAUUUUGAAAUGAAUUAUUUUUGGAAAUGGACAACAUUUACAAGUUAUCUUCAAUUUUUAUUUGUAUUUAUUUUUGUUUUAAGUACAACAACAUGGUUACUUCUUGAUAAUAUACUUUAUAUUGAAACAAUUGGAUUUCUAGCUGUAUUUUUCGAAGCUCUAUUAGGUACACCACAAUUUAUGCGUAAUUUUCGAUUAAAAUCAACGGAAGGAAUGAGUGUAAAAAUGGUUCUUAUGUGGACAUCAGGUGAUAUAUUUAAAACUGUUUAUUUCAUUUUACGAAGUGCACCAAAACAAUUUUGGCUUUGUGGAAUGUUACAAAUUAGUAUUGAUAUAGCUAUACUUUGUCAAGUUGUUUUUUAUUCUGAAAAAUAUCGAUUUCGUAGACGUUAA
Molecule: messenger RNA, 819 nt
Organism: Rotaria sp. Silwood1
Lineage: Eukaryota; Metazoa; Rotifera; Eurotatoria; Philodinida; Philodinidae
Source: the annotation of a GenBank genome assembly